AUGGAACCCUGCAUUAGGACACUGGAGAUUGUUGUCUGCUCUAUCAUCGCAUGCAGCGUGAUUGGAAAUCCAUUGCUGAUUUACUUGACAAAGAGAUGCAUCCAUGAUAAAUCACGAAUCCCACUGAUACUUAUAGUCAACCUUGCGCUUGUCCAUCUUCUAUAUAACCUGGUGGUGAAUGUCUUGAAGAUUGUUUAUGCAUCUGGCAUCAUGUUGGAUUCAAAUAGGUGCAAAGUUCUUGCGUUCUUCACGAAUUUUACUACUACUCUUGCUAUAUGGUUCACCUUAUACAUUGUUGUGUUCUACAGUGGGAAAUUGUGUCGCCUGGUGCAUCAUCCAGAUGAAGCUACAACUACAGAGUGUUGCAGAUGUCACUUGUUUAUAGUUGGUGUACUUUGGAUUGCCGCUUUUGCAUUUUGUUGCCCAUUUUCACUUUACAUGGGGAAAAAUAAUGACAGGUAUAUGAAAAAUGAAUCAACAGGCAGUUUCAUCUAUACUAAAUGUAAGACUGAAUAAAAUUACCAAGUAGAGUUUUUCUAUGGAAAAUUAUUUCUGGUGGCUAUUGAUCUUCUUCCACUUCUAACUAUGCUGUUUGUUGGAUUCCGAAUAAUACAACUUCUUUGUGAAUAUAAGAAAGCAGCAUGUGGAUGCAUAUGGGUUGGGCAUGAUGCUAGUGAAACUGAAGUUCUUAGAGCAUGUAAAUUUCUUCUGUUAUUAAUACCAGUUAUUAUUUCACUUUGGAUUUCUAAUUUGAUCCUAAUUAGGUACCUGAAGAAUUUUAAAUUUAAAUACUUUGCGCCACCUGUGAUGACAGUUCUAUCUUCAGGAUAUUCAGCUGUCAGCCCUUAUUUCCUCAUGUUGAUUAACUACAAAGUAAUAGUAAAAGUGAAGUGUUUCUUUAAGGCUGAGACUAAAACAGUUUCUUUAUCGACUAUAUCUUCUUCCGUAGAUGUUUCUCCAUAUGCCUAG
Thamnophis elegans (Western terrestrial garter snake) is the source of this 969-nucleotide messenger RNA. RefSeq lists its product as uncharacterized. NCBI's taxonomy places the organism in Eukaryota, Metazoa, Chordata, Lepidosauria, Squamata, Natricidae. The record is from RefSeq and is a predicted model, not a curated record. Gene Ontology annotation, cellular component: membrane.